UUGCACCUAAUAGAUAGCGUUCUUCUAGUUUCUUUCCUCUACGCUGUUCUAUGGGGGAAAACAGGGUUCUAGUGGUUUCCGCGACUGGCUAUAUUGGCAGGCAUAUUGUGAAUGCCUGCUUAGAACAGGGGCAUCCAACGUUUGUGCAAGUUAGGCCGGAAGCUGCAAGGGAUGUCGAGAAGGUGCAGCUUGUCCUGAGUUUUCGAAGAGCCGGAGCAAAGAUAUUUUGGGUGUCUUUAGAUGACCACGAUGAGCUUGUGAAACUACUUAAACAAGUGGAUGUUGUCAUCUGCACAGUCUCUCAUUUCCAUCUGGAUGAACAAUACAAACUUAUCAAUGCGAUUAAAGAGGCUGGAAACAUCAAGAAGUUUUAUCCUUCCGAGUUUGGAACGGACGUGGAUAGGAACCCACACAUACCACCCGGAGAUAAGUUAUUCACCGACAAAGUAGCAAUCAGAAGAACUGUGGAGGCUCUUGGAAUACCUUACACUUAUAUUUCAGCAAAUUGUUUCAUGGGAUUUUUUCUGCCCAGUUUUGCUCAACUAGAACCUCUGUGCAAGUUUGUUCCUCCAGGGGAUAGCGUUGUAAUCCAUGGCGAUGGAAACGUGAAGAUCGUUUGGAUGGCUGAAAAGGAUAUAGGAACUUACACUGCGAAGAGUAUCGAUGAUCCCCGAACAUUGAACAGGACUGUCUACUUCCGGCCGCCCAAGAACGUAUUGACAAUGAAUGAGCAGGUAGCCAUAUGGGAAAGCAAAAUAGGCAAAGCACUGAAGAAGAGCUACUUGAGUGAGAAGGAGCUAUUUGCCAAGUACAUACAAGAUGAGAAGCACCCUUGGUUGACCAGAGCAGCAGCAGCACACAUGUACGAGAUAUUUCAUAGAGGAGAUUUAUAUUUCGACUUUGGACCAGAUGAUUUGGAAGCUUCUGUUCUGUAUCCAGAGGUGGAGUAUACCACAGCGGAAUCGUAUCUUGAGUUAUUCGUAUGAACCAAUCUAUAGUUCAAAAAUUGGAUCAUGGUGAUUCUCAUCUGAUUUAAAUCGUGUUAUAUUAUAUUUACGAAAAGUUGAAGUGUGCUAUUUCAACAACCGUGUGACUAAUUUCUUGUC
Messenger RNA from Selaginella moellendorffii, 1106 nucleotides. RefSeq names its product bifunctional pinoresinol-lariciresinol reductase 1. Gene Ontology annotation, molecular function: oxidoreductase activity. The coding region runs from base 51 to 986 and encodes 311 amino acids. NCBI's taxonomy places the organism in Eukaryota, Viridiplantae, Streptophyta, Lycopodiopsida, Selaginellales, Selaginellaceae. The record is from RefSeq and is a predicted model, not a curated record. The transcript has 5 exons.